This is a messenger RNA of Vitrella brassicaformis, 1806 nucleotides long. The record is from the annotation of a GenBank genome assembly. NCBI's taxonomy places the organism in Eukaryota, Vitrellaceae.
GCAAGCCGCCCUCGAUGCAUCGACGGCCGUCACGGACAGGUCGAGGUCGGUGCACCGGCCCACCCCACGGCUCAAUAUCUGCACGCGGAACAUGAUAACACGGAUACCCUCACAACGCGAAGACCCAUCGGCGGCCGACUCUCCCUGCGCACCUGACAGUUCUAGCAGACCUCAUCCGAGGCUCUCCGAUGACUAUAAAAUGGAAGUCGCUGUCGAUAGAUGGAUGGCUGACAUCCCUACUGAAUGAACGGGCAAUCAACGCACAAACUGGGGUUGACCCGGAGGGCUUCCUCCCAGCGGCCACGACUUGCACACCCCGCAACCUUGGCGAUACACACCUACAGCCACGACACCUAAGAUACACAAUGACACCUAAGUGUCCAAUGCACCUUGCCCUCGCCCGUGUCGCUUUUAUCAGCCUAGCCUACCGCAUCGCUGCUCGAUGCAAUCCAUCAUGACGGCUGCCGACCCACAAGGGCGCAUGAAUGGGAAGCCCCAAAUGGCCGGUGAUGCGCCAAUCGUGACAACCAGCCCUCGCCCCGCCCCGAUGCGGCGCUGCGGCGCUUCGGAUCCGCUGACGGAGAGGUGGAGGGGGGCGGUGCAGCAGGCCGUCAAUCGGAAGAUCCACAGACCUCACCCCACCCCGAUGGCCGACAACAUCUGCACGACGUACAAAAUGGCGAUGCACCCGCAAUGCGAAGACGCGCCGGCGGCCGAGUCUGCGCACCUGCGAGUGCGCCCCCCAGCGAACCGCUGGCAGACCUCAUCCACGGCCUUGCGACUAGGGACCAUAAGUGGGGGCCGCUGCCGAAGGACGGCUGCAUGCUUGGAUGAAUGAAUGAGCGGACGGACAGACCGAUCGGCGGACUCAUGGGGGCUGGAUGGAGUGAGCUGUGUGUGCACCGAAUGCAGCACCCCAAAUUGCAACAUCCGACGAACUUGGGGGCUGGUCCGGGGGCUGAGAACGCCGCGACUGACGCACCCGAGGCACACCCUUGGACGGCAACACGCCCUUGGAAUGACACCCAGCAUAUACAAAGACACGGAAGCGUCAAAUGCACCCUUCCGUCGGGCAGCCCAUUACCGCAUAGGGUUUCCCUUCGCCGAGGCGCCUCAUUCAUCGGCCGCCGACUAAGCAAACCUGAAGUUACGACGCACGACAGACAUACACAGACGAACAGAUGAUGAAGGAAUGCACCCCCCGCGAUGCUGGGCUCGUGCGUGCAGCGUGCAGUGCCUGCGGCCUACCUCACCGCCAUGUGACCGCCACAUCAUCUGGAGAGCAUGACUGAGGGGGCCACGAGCCCCUUGGAGUGGACGGCAACACACCUGCAGCCAUGGCACCCAGCCUCAAUGACACGGAAGGCUCAAAGGCACCCUCCAGUUGCCCGUGGCGGUAUACCUCAUGCAGGGCUUCCCUCCGCCGAGGCGCCUCAUCGGCCGCCGACGAAGCAAAGCUAAAGUUAUGAUACACACACGAACAGAUGAAAUGUAUCCCCGCAAUGCUACGUGUGUGCGUGCAGCCAACUGGCAGCCUACCUCAAUGCUGCACAUAAUCACGGCUGUCGGAGUAGCAUCUGCAACAUGAAAUGGCCACCUCCCCGAUGGCCGAUGACCACCCCCAUCGUCCGGGAGGGUGCCCCGAGCCCCUUGGACGGCAACACACCUACAGUCAUCGCACUCAAUGACACGGAAGGCUCAAAUGCACCCUCUAGUUGCCCGUGGCCGUCUACCGGUCAUUCACCGGGCGCCUCCGCCGCCGACGAAGUAAACCUGAAGUUGUGACGCACCACCCCCACACACAUA